Messenger RNA from Geodia barretti, 648 nucleotides. The record is from the annotation of a GenBank genome assembly. NCBI's taxonomy places the organism in Eukaryota, Metazoa, Porifera, Demospongiae, Tetractinellida, Geodiidae.
AUGCGUCUGGAAAACAAAGUUGCCCUCAUUACCGGCGCUGGCCGGGGUAUCGGCCGCGCCAUCGCCCUGGCCUAUGCCGGCGAAGGAGCCAACCUGGCCUUGGCCGCCCGCAGCCUGAACGAGUUGUCAGAAACGGCACAGGCAGCCCAAUCCCUUGGCGCCUCCACCUGCGUAGUCAGCGUGGACGUAACCGACCAGGACGCCGUGGCUGGCAUGGCCCGUCAAGCGGAAGAGAAUUUUGGACGGAUAGACAUCCUGGUGAAUAACGCCGGUAUCGUGGGGCCCAUUGGCGCCUUGGAGGACAACGACGUCAAUGCCUGGAUCCGCACCAUCCAGGUCAACCUGGUGGGGACCUACCUGUGCUGCCGGGCGGUGAUUCCCAUAAUGGCCAAGGGCGGCGGCGGUCGAAUCAUCAACCUGUCCGGUUCGGGCUCCACCUCCGCACCCUACCAUCUGUCGGCCUACGGCUCAUCCAAGGCCGCCAUAAUUCGACUGACUGAAAUUCUCUCCCUGGAACUGGCCGAAAAGAACAUCCAGGUCAAUGCCUUGGGGCCGGGUUCCAUCCACACCCGGAUGUGGGAGGAGAUUACCGGUCAGGCCCAGGCCGUCGGGGGACACCGAGCUCUACGAGUUUGGAUUGCAGGUUAA